GGGGAUAUGAAACCUUUAACUCUCAAUAUCCUGAGUGCUGCGUGAAUGGAAAACUCAUUUCCCCAGAGAGGACGGAAGCAGAGAGGAACCUUGCCAGCCACUGUGAGAAGCAGAGUGCCAACCACAAACCUGCUUAUGACCAGGGUGGUCCAGUUGAAAUCCUGCCUUUUCUGUACCUUGGUAGUGCCUAUCAUGCUUCCAAGUGCGAGUUUCUCGCUAACCUGCAUAUCACAGCCCUGCUAAAUGUCUCCAGGAAAAGCUCAGAGUCCUUCAAAGACCAGUAUUGCUACAAGUGGAUCCCAGUGGAGGACAGUCACACAGCAGACAUCAGCUCUCACUUCCAGGAAGCCAUAGACUUCAUUGACCAGGUGCGGCGGGCGGGCGGCAGGAUCCUGGUGCACUGCGAGGCCGGGAUCUCGCGCUCCCCCACCAUCUGCAUGGCCUAUCUCAUGAAGACGAGGAAGCUGCGCCUGGACGAAGCCUUUGAUUACAUCAAGCAGCGCCGGAGCCUGAUCUCACCAAACUUCGGUUUCAUGGGCCAGCUGCUGCAAUACGAGUCAGAGAUCUUGUCUUCCACCCCCAGCCCCCCUGUCACCUCGUGCAAGAGAGAAGCCGCAUCUUUCUUUGCAGAGGAACUGACCUUAGGCAAGAACUUUGAGGGCUCGUGCUUUGCCUUUCCUACCUCAGUGUUGAGUUCUGUGCCCAUCCACUCUCCUGUCCACCAGCUGAAGCUCAGCCCGAUGACGGCGUCUUCGUCCUGCUGAACACCAUGGGGGCCUGGAGCUGGUGUGGUCCUGAUCCAAACUGUGAUCCCCAACAAGAACAUUUCAUGAAUGUGCAAUAGAGAAACUUCAUCCGCUUACUCUGAGAUGGAGUGGUUGUCAUGGGUCAUACUUCCCAUAUGCUGUGACUGUAGGAUGCAAGAGGUUUAAGCAUGGCAGGUUUUCUGAACUUUUAUUGUCCUUUUUUAAAAAAAAAUACAAAGUGCUUUUUUAGGGUUUUAACCACACAAAGUGCACCCACUACUGUAUUUCCAGAUUCCUGGGGAACAAUGAGAAAUCCAUUUAGUAUGUUCUCAGUUCCCAUCUCCUUCCAAUCUUGUUUCUGAAAAGACCCUUACUUAAAGUUUCAAGCAAUAAACAGCAGCAGCAGGGAAGCAAGCAAAAUGAAAAGCACUACCUUUGCAACCACAGAGGUGGAGGGAGUGAAUAUUUGUUCGAAUCUUUCUCUGGCUUUCCUCCUCCCCUCUCCUGUGUCAUGCUUCAGGUAGCAAAGGGCUGGAGUGGGGAGGGGGAGCGCCUUUUCCAGGACACUGCUGCACAACCAGGUGAACAUCCCCUCCUCUGCUCCAGCCUCCGAAGUGUCAGGAAUUGUCCUCAGUGUAACUGGACACCAACCCCGGCCAGUGGGUCCAUUCAGGUGUGGCAUUUCCUGUACUUCUGUAUUUGCCUUUGUACUGGAUGUGCUUUUAAGUAAAGCAGGGACUUAAGGACUAUCAGCUACCCUGCUGAGCUAUUAUCCUCCCAUCUGUUUUUUAAGAACAGCCCUAGAAUACUUGAAUGUCUCAACAAUCCUCAUCACAUCCACAUCCCAAUUGUAAAACACUGUAACUGCUGGACUUCACACCAAAAAAACCUGACAAGCUUUCAGCUCCAAAACAACUUUUUCUCCAUCCCUUCCCAAGUGUUCCCACUGUGUAUCGUGUAUGGUCAAGUGGUCUUUUUCAGUGUUAUGUGACUUGCUUAGAGUGUGUGGUCACCUCUAGUCAGCCUUUGUCCAGAAAAACAUAAUUUCUGUCUUGCUUACAUUGGCUUCUGUGUCCACAGGGAGUUCAGAAUGAUUGUCUCUGUCUGUUGACCUUUUUAGUAUUUUUUAAUAUGUAAUAUGUAUGGGAAAUGGCAAUAAUUUCCAGGAGAUCUCGUGAAUGUGAAAAAAAAAACCUCCAAUGGUUUUUAUGGUAUGUAAAAAAUAAUAAAGGAAAAAAAUGCCAGGAAAAUAAA
Molecule: messenger RNA, 2000 nt
Organism: Zonotrichia albicollis (white-throated sparrow)
Lineage: Eukaryota; Metazoa; Chordata; Aves; Passeriformes; Passerellidae
Source: RefSeq, a predicted model, not a curated record